AUGGCACUGAAAUUGCACGAGCUCACGAAUGAUGAAGACCUCAUAUCUGUGCUCGAGGUAGGACAUGAAGCAUACGGCAAUCCAUAUAAUGGUGUUUGGCAAAUUACGACAGGUUCCUCGAGGGAAGAAUGCUAUACUCGUUUAUUAUCAUGGCAUAAAAAUGAUCCGAGCAGCCAUUGGGUAUUUGUGACAGAUGAGGCUACUGGUGAAGUGAUUGGUGGGACUCUAUGGAAAAUCUUCGAAACCAAUCCGUACGCAACUCCGAUGCCAGCACCGACGAUUUAUUGGUUACCAGAAGUAAUCACGUAUUGUUUCGUACAUUCUUCGCAUAGGGGUCGAGGAGCAGCAAGUCUAAUGUUGAAAUGGGGGACCGAUAAAGCGGAUGAACUUAGGCUAGAAGCUUUCGUUGAAUCUACCGACAUAGCUCGCAAAGCCUACGAGAGACAUGGAUUCAACGUCAUUCACGACCUCGAUAUCGAUGCGCAUAUGGAUAAUCCUAGCGAGGAGUUUAGCGCGAUGAGAGAAAAGCUUGGUUGUCCGAUGCAUGGUUGGUUUAUGAAGAGGGAUCCUGUUUCCAGCUAA
Molecule: messenger RNA, 582 nt
Organism: Hypoxylon trugodes
Lineage: Eukaryota; Fungi; Ascomycota; Sordariomycetes; Xylariales; Hypoxylaceae
Exons: 2
Coding region: 1-582 (193 amino acids)
Molecular function (GO): acyltransferase activity, transferring groups other than amino-acyl groups
Source: RefSeq, a predicted model, not a curated record